AUGUGCUCACCUUAUUUUCGACAGUUUCCUGAACUACCUGCCGAGCUACGACUGCAAAUAUGGCAAGAGGCCUGUCUUUCGUUUCCGCCUUCUCGUCGCGGUUUGCAGUAUGUCACUGUUCAACAAAAGGAUUACGACAUCGAGGCAGCCGCUAUACCCUGCGAUUGGCCUAGUUGGCCUCGGUCACUAUCACAAAACACCAAUAGAUCUGCCUACUUCCUCAACGGUGGGCUUUGGAAGGCGUGUAAAGAGUCGAGACAAGUCAUCGCUGCGCAUACAGAGUACUACAGGUGGCUCCAGAUACACAGGCAACCUAUUCAGGACACUCGGGAACUUAUCCGACGCCAGCCCAGUUCUUCUCGUAUUGAUCUGAUCCAUAUACUUCGGGACCUGCCCUUGGAAAAAGCUCAAAAUCAACAGCCCAGUUCACAUCAUGGCCCUCCCCCUGCAAUCAUCGAUUACGAUGGUGAAGGUGGAGAAGAGUGCCGAAUGCUCGUCUACCCCUCUAGGGAUAUGUUUUGCAUCAAGGUCGACGAUUGGAAACCGCUCCGCCGAGGCCGCUAUCCCGACAUACAAAUGCCGUUUAUCCGCUAUAACGACGAUGACGAAGAUUACUUUCAGUGGUGGUCACAUAAUCGAUAUCGGUCGCUAUUCAAACAGCCCAACAUCCAGGACAUUGCACUUGAGUUUGAUCCUAGUUGGGUUACAGACAUCCCCGAUUUCUAUCUGGACAUGAUGCGGGAGAAUUCUGCACGGGGAUACUUGGUGGAUUGGCUGUAUGAGAAUGCCAUACUCUGUGAUGAAGGCUUAUCGAUUAUUGAUGACGAGGCGAAGUGGUUUGCGAAGCGUCCUGCUGAAACCGUGUACCGGGACUUUGAUACUGAGUAUAUCAAGAUCAGUUGGGAGGAUGUCGCUGAUUAUACAUAUGAGGGACACUCCCCCAAUGCAGCGGCCUUUAUGAACAAAAUUCGCCAUUACGAGGACGACAUUUACCCAGAGCCUGAGAGUUAUGGUUAUAUACUGGGUCCUUGGGGUCCCUACUUUAGAGAUGUCAUCAAUCUUGUUGUUUGUCGAGAUAACGAAGCUUCAGAUGUCGUGGAACAGAUCCGCACCCUAACCAACCGCGAGGAUGUGGAUGUCCUGGAAACCCUUGCAUCAUCAUACCUUAUCAGUGACUGGGCGGUGUAA
Messenger RNA from Fusarium coffeatum, 1188 nucleotides. RefSeq lists its product as uncharacterized. The transcript has 2 exons. Lineage: Eukaryota; Fungi; Ascomycota; Sordariomycetes; Hypocreales; Nectriaceae. The record is from RefSeq and is a predicted model, not a curated record. The coding region runs from base 1 to 1188 and encodes 395 amino acids.